Cannabis sativa is the source of this 1660-nucleotide messenger RNA. Its product is annotated as ferredoxin--NADP reductase, leaf-type isozyme, chloroplastic. Bases 319 to 1410 code for a protein of 363 amino acids. The transcript has 9 exons. The record is from RefSeq and is a predicted model, not a curated record. Lineage: Eukaryota; Viridiplantae; Streptophyta; Magnoliopsida; Rosales; Cannabaceae. Gene Ontology annotation, molecular function: oxidoreductase activity.
AGCAAGUGGUUAAUAAGAGUCAUAUAGAGAUAGAGAGAGUAGUAAAGUACCAUAACAUAUAUAUGGACCUGAAUAGACUUAUCCUUACAUCUACCACUGCAUUAGUCUUGCAAUCUCCUCCACCCAAUCUAUAAUCCAAAAAUCCAAAACCAAAACACAUCUUUAUUUUUAAUCUUUUUGGGUAUUUUUUUCUUCUUCUUCUUUUUUUUUUUGCUAAAAAAUCCUUACCACCUCAUAAAAAUUCAAACUUUUCUUCUUGUAUAUCAUCAUCAUCAUCAUCUUCUUCUUUAGUUUCUUUUUUCUCUAAUAUUUCCAACCAUGGCAGCUGCAGUAACUGCUGCUGUUUCAUUCCCAUCUUCAAAAUCCACUUCUCUUCCCACCAGGACUUCCAUUAUCACACCAGACAGAAUCACUUUGAAAAAGGCUACUUUUUACAGAGAUGCAUCAGCUGUUAGUGGAAGAGUGGUUUCAAUCAGAGCCCAGGUGACCACAGAAGCUCCUGCUACUAAGGUUGAGAAAGUUUCAAAGAAAGAUGAAGAAGGUGUUGUUGUAAACAAGUUCAAACCCAAAAAUCCUUACACUGGUAGAUGUCUUCUCAACACUAAGAUCACUGGUGAUGAUGCCCCUGGAGAGACUUGGCAUAUGGUUUUCAGCACUGAAGGUGAGGUCCCAUACAGAGAAGGACAAUCAAUUGGAGUGAUUGCAGAUGGUGAAGACAAGAAUGGAAAGCCUCACAAGCUGAGGUUAUACUCAAUUGCCAGCAGUGCUCUUGGUGACUUUGGAGACACAAAAACUGUUUCUCUAUGUGUGAAAAGGCUUGUGUACACAAAUGAACAAGGAGAAAUUGUUAAGGGAGUUUGCUCUAACUUCUUAUGUGAUUUGAAGCCUGGUGCUGAAGUAAAAAUUACUGGACCUGUUGGAAAAGAGAUGCUUAUGCCUAAAGAUCCUAAUGCCACCAUCAUCAUGCUUGCAACCGGAACUGGAAUCGCGCCAUUCCGAUCAUUCUUGUGGAAGAUGUUCUUCGAGAAGCAUGAAAACUACAAGUUCAAUGGUUUGGCAUGGCUUUUCUUGGGUGUUCCCACAAGCAGCUCACUUCUAUACAAAGAGGAAUUUGAGAAAAUGAAAGAGAAGGCUCCAGAGAAUUUCAGGCUCGAUUUCGCGGUGAGCCGAGAGCAAACAAAUGAGAAAGGAGAGAAAAUGUACAUCCAAACCAGAAUGGCUGAAUAUGCAGAAGAGUUAUGGCAAUUACUACAAAAAGACAACACUUUUGUGUACAUGUGUGGACUCAAGGGAAUGGAAAAGGGUAUUGAUGAGAUUAUGAGUCCAUUGGCUGCUAAAGAUGGCAUUGAAUGGAUUGAUUACAAGAAGCAGCUGAAGAAGGCAGAGCAAUGGAAUGUGGAAGUGUACUAAUUCCUCUUUACAAUUGUUGUACAAAUAUCUCUCCUUUCUUCUUUAUUUUCUUCAUAAGGGUUUCAGUUUCCACUGCAUUGGUGUAGAUAGGUAAUGCCCUUGUAAUUCCUCUCUGUUUUUUUUUUGGGUCUUUUUUUUUUUAUCUUAAUUAAAAAUGAUGCAGUUGUAUUGUUAUGGCCUCAAUAUGAAUUUUCUUUAUGAGGAACCAUGGGAGAGUACACUAUAUAAGAAGCCAAUUUCUACAUCUUCA